AUGUCGUCCCGAAAGCCAGCUGAUGUUGCAGCGAAAGAGCGCAACGAGUACAUUCCCUCCUUCAUCGCAAAGAAGCCAUUCUACGUUGACGAUGAUGCCGACGUCGACUACCUAGAGCAUCAACGUCUACAGAAAACUACUCCUGACCAAUCAAAAUGGUACGAUCGCGGAAAGCGUGCUGGUCCAGCAGCCACCAAGUACCGCAAAGGCGCAUGUGAAAACUGCGGCGCGAUGACACAUAAGACCAAAGAAUGCCUGAGUCGGCCACGAAAGCAAGGCGCUAAAUGGACCGGCAAGGAUAUUCAAGCGGAUGAGCUCCUCCAGAAUGUCGAUAUGGGAUGGGAUGCCAAACGAGACCGGUGGAACGGCUACGAUGCCAGUGAAUACCGCCAGGUUGUCGGUGAAUAUGAAGAGAUGGAGGCGCUCAAGAAGGCGGCCAAAGAGAGCUCUGAUCUCAAGAAACUGGGCGAAGAUGGCGACGAGGCACCUGACUCUGAUAUCCGCUACGCUGAAGAAUCCGAUAUGGGACGUCAGCAGAGUACCGCAACUCGUAACCUACGUAUUCGUGAAGACACUGCAAAGUACUUGCUCAACCUCGACCUCGAUUCGGCCAAAUACGACCCCAAGACACGCCGAAUGGUAGACAUGGGUGCGCAGGACGAUCAAGCAUCUGCCCUUGUCGCGGAGGAAAACUUUGUUCGCGCUUCCGGAGACGCUGCCGAGUUCGAAAAGGCCCAGCAGUAUGCGUGGGAGUCCCAAGAACAAGGCCGUCCGCAGCAGCAUAUCCAGGCCAACCCUACCUCUGGAGAAGUUCUCAGAAAGAAGGAGAGGGAAGAGAGUGAGGCCAAGCGCGCGUCUCAUCGCAAGGCUCUCAUGGAUAAAUACGGUGGCGGCGAACACACACAAGCCAGUGCGCUGCGGGACACAAUGGUUGUUGAAAAUGAGCGCUUUGUCGAGUACGACGAGAGCGGUGCUAUCAAGGGUGCACCCAAGAAGGCUACGAAAUCAAAAUACCCCGAGGAUGUCAAGGUCAACAAUCACUCCUCUGUCUUCGGCAGUUGGUGGUACCAGUUCAAGUGGGGAUAUGCAUGCUGCUGUUCCACUGUGAAGAACAGCUACUGCACUGGAGAGGAUGGCAAGAAGGCUUUCGAGGAGGAGGGUAACCUUCUGAUGAUGGGUGAUGAGGAGGAAGAAGUGGCUGACAACGCUGCCGCUGCGGAUGCUUCCCACGAGACUGAACCCACCACCACCCAAGUCACCGAGAGCGAAACAACCGCAAAUUCGAAAAAGCGAACAUUGGAGGAGAUCAAGUCUGGUGUCACCGAGGAGGAAUACGAAUCAUACAAACGCAGCCGUCUGGCAGCAGAUGAUCCUAUGGCGAAUUUCAUCGGAAAAGAUUGA
This is a messenger RNA of Penicillium brevicompactum, 1401 nucleotides long. RefSeq names its product mRNA splicing protein SLU7 (gene slu7). The transcript has a single exon. Gene Ontology annotation, biological process: mRNA splicing, via spliceosome. Gene Ontology annotation, molecular function: pre-mRNA 3'-splice site binding. NCBI's taxonomy places the organism in Eukaryota, Fungi, Ascomycota, Eurotiomycetes, Eurotiales, Aspergillaceae. The record is from RefSeq and is a predicted model, not a curated record. The coding region runs from base 1 to 1401 and encodes 466 amino acids. Gene Ontology annotation, cellular component: spliceosomal complex.